Molecule: messenger RNA, 4275 nt
Organism: Sinocyclocheilus anshuiensis
Lineage: Eukaryota; Metazoa; Chordata; Actinopteri; Cypriniformes; Cyprinidae
Product: serine/threonine-protein kinase ULK1-like
Exons: 28
Coding region: 539-3574 (1011 amino acids)
Biological process (GO): response to starvation; protein autophosphorylation; autophagosome assembly
Cellular component (GO): phagophore assembly site; cytoplasm; phagophore assembly site membrane
Molecular function (GO): ATP binding; protein serine/threonine kinase activity
Source: RefSeq, a predicted model, not a curated record
UGAAAUAGUAGCGCGCAUGCGCAGCGCUGCAGACCUCGACUAAAUUGAGGUCUUUGUUGAGACCAAUAGACAAAUCUUGCUCGAGCUUCUCAGAUAUCUCAGAGAUAUUUGGCGAAAAGACAACCGUGUUAUAUGCAAUCGCGACUCUGCGAGCCUGACGUAACUCCGAACACGAACGCGAGGAUAUUAGCAGAGCUGACAACAUCGGAUGUACACAAACAAACCCAUCGCUAGCGUUUUGAGGUGGUAUUUUUAGCGUAGCUCGAUUUUAUUUAUUUACCAAUCACGACAAGCGGUUUGCCGACAUGGGGAACUGUCAUAAUUAAAAGGAGUAGAUCUCCUCUUCACCUCCAGGAUAUCAUGAAAGAGGAGAGGGGUGUUUGUAUGGAAAGGCUGCCCAUGGCACGCAGAAGUGGGGUUCAACUUUCCAGCAGCCUCGUCCAUACUGAGGAGAAGAGGGAAGCAGAAAGAGGAUAUUUGUGGGCCAGCUUUAUUUCACAUAAAUAGUCAAGCUGCAAUAUUUGGGAUCAGGUGGGAGAUGGAGAGUGUCGGGAAAUUCGAGUUCAGCAGGAAGGACCUUAUAGGACACGGUGCCUUCGCUGUGGUAUUCAAAGGCAGGCAUCGAGAGAAGCAUGAUUGGGAAGUUGCCGUCAAAUGCAUAAACAAGAAGAAUCUGGCCAAAUCUCAGACUCUUCUGGGGAAAGAGAUCAAGAUAUUGAAGGAACUGAAACAUGAGAACAUUGUUGCAUUGCAUGACUUCCAGGAAACGGCAAGCUCUGUGUAUCUAGUGAUGGAGUACUGCAAUGGGGGAGAUCUGGCUGACUACUUGCACUCUAAGGGCACUUUAAGUGAAGACACCAUCCGAGUAUUCCUGCAGCAGAUCGCGGGGGCCAUGAGGGUCCUUCAGGCCAAAGGCAUCAUCCACAGAGACCUGAAACCCCAGAACAUCCUGUUGUCCCAUCCUGCAGGCCGAAAGUCCCACUCCAACAACACCUGCAUCAAGAUAGCUGACUUUGGCUUCGCACGGUACCUCCAGAACAACAUGAUGGCUGCCACACUCUGCGGGUCCCCCAUGUACAUGGCACCUGAGGUUAUUAUGUCACAGAACUAUGAUGCCAAGGCUGACCUGUGGAGUAUAGGGACCAUUGUGUUUCAGUGCCUGACUGGGAAAGCUCCAUUUCAGGCCAGCAGUCCCCAGGACCUCCGAUUGUUUUAUGAGAAAAAUAAAACUCUUAGCCCAAACAUUCCCAGAGAAACUUCCAGCCAUCUUAGACACCUGCUGCUUGGCCUCCUGCAGAGGAACCAUAAGGACCGUAUGGACUUUGAUGAAUUCUUCAGACACCCUUUCUUGGAGGCAAGCUCCUCUAUGAAGAAAUCUGCUCCAGUGACCGUGACUUGCUUUCCCAAUUCAGCCUCUGCAAGCUCAUGCAGCAGUUCGUCUACUUCACACCUGGCCUCGCCUCCUCAAUCCCUUGCAGAGAUCCAGCAGGUCCGUGCCAAGGCGUUAGCCUCCCCUACCCAGGAUUCUCCAGGAUGCCUGCUGAAGGACUCGGGAGGUGGUGGCGGCGGCAGCAGUAGCAAGAACUCGUCCUGUGACACUGAUGAUUUUGUCAUGGUUCCAGCUCAUUUCCCCAGUGAGCUUACCUGUGACAUGCCGACAGGAAAGGUUUUCCAGGACAGUCUGAUGUAUAGUGGGAGUUCUCUUCUGGCAUCUGGAGGUCAAUGCAGUCAAGGAAAAACCCCGCCACGCUCUCCCUCCUACAGCAGCUCUCCAGGACCCAGCGGCAGGCCAAGUGAGGUUUCUGGGAGUAACUAUGGCAACUAUGGGCAGUCCGUACCCAUUCCAGUCCCCACACAGAUUCACAACUACCAGCGCAUGGAGCAAAACCUCCAGUUCCCAGGUCAAGAGGGCUCUCCACAGUCUGGCACAGUCCAGAGAUGUGGUAGCGGGAGCUUUCUGGCUUAUGGAAGGACAGGGCCUUCUCCUCCUCAGUCUGGUUCUGCUCUCACUUCCCGCAGGCUGUCUACAGGAGGCGCGAAACCCUUCCAGCUCUCUCCACAGGUGGGCACAAUUCCUGAGUUGCCAGGUCAAGUUUGCCCAACAACUGCAGAAAUGGGUCACAGGGGCUCUCGGGGUGGAGAAACCAAGGCUCGGCAACAGCAGCAGGAUCUGGGCACUCGGCUCAACAGCGCCCCCUGUUUGCUGGAGGCGGCUGGUGGGUGCAGGCAGAAGAUCAGGAAGCAGCAUUCAGACCCGGUGGUGGCCCCUCAGGGAAACAUGAUGCCCUUUAGGACCCUGCACUCCUCACCCAGGCUCAGUGAACUUAUGCAACGCAACCCCCUACCAGCCAUCCUGGGUUCUCCUUCCAGAACCAUGCCCCCAUUUGAGUUUCCCAAGCCCCUGAGUUCCCCAAACAUGGUCACGUUUCUGACCCACCAGGGCCUCAGACCAGCUCAGGGAGAGGCUAGUUUGUCACCUGCCUACCAUUCUGAGGAGAAGAAAGGCUUUGAGAGGUCUCAGAGUGCCAGCCGCCUAUCUGAUGUGCUGCUGAUGGCAGCGUUUGGGGGGCAGAGAGGAGAAAGAGGCAGCAUGGAGAAUAUCAACUCUGACAGAGCCAUAGACAUCACAGCGCCACCUGGUGGUGGAGGCUUCGUGGUGGGCUCAGGUAGCCCUGCUCGAGUGGUGUUCACCGUGGGUUCUCCUCCCAGUGGAGGAACACCUCCUCAGAGUUCUCGCUCAAGGAAGUUCUCAGCAGGCUCUUCAAGCUCCAUUAGUCCUGUAGGGUCCCUCAACAGCCGCUACCCACAAACAGGCAUUUGCAUGGACGGCUACGAGGGGCCCUCAAGUCCCCGCUAUGGGUUCACUGACCCCAUCUCAGCCGUGACUUUUGAAGCCCCUGAACUACCAGAGGAGACCCUAAUGGAGCAAGAACACACGGAGACUCUGCGCAGGCUCCGGUUCAUGCUGGACUUUGCUCGCUGUAUGGUGGAGGUGGCAGGAGCCCGGGGUGGAGAGGAUGCCCAGGCCGACCUCUCUUCCACCAGCCUGCUCCAGCAGCAGAGUUUGGUUGCCGAUCAGGUCAGCUCUCUGAGCCGAGAGUGGAGUUAUGCUGAGCAGUUGGUGCUUUACAUGAAAAUUACAGAGCUUCUGUCAUCUUCACUACAAACAGCCAUGGAAGGCAUCAAGCAGGGAAAACUCUACCCCUCAACCACCGUCAAACAAGUGGUGAGGAGGCUGAAUGACCUGUAUAAGUCCAGCGUGAUGUCCUGCCGUUCUCUGAAUGCUCAACUGGAGCGAUUCUUCUCCCGUAAACACAAACUCAUGGACCACAUCAACAGCAUCACCGCAGAGAGGCUCCUUUUCAGCCACACUGUACAGAUGGUGCAGACGGCUGCUCUAGAUGAGAUGUUUCAUCAAGGGGAAGCAUCAGUUCAGCGCUACCAUAAGGCCUUGCUGCUCAUGGAGGGUCUGUCUCUCCUCCUCACAGAUCAGGCUGACAUCCUCAGCAUUAGCAAGUGUAAGCAAUGCAUCGAACGCCGUCUCAACGCCUUGCAGUCGGGUCUCUGUGUGUAAAAUCUCUCCACCACGCAGCUGUUACACCAUCAAGAUUCCCGUUUGUCCCUCGAGCAAUCUUUUUCCAGUGCUGUGGGGGAGGGAACGGCCCUCUGAUUGGACCACGUUAACCUGAUUGACAGCUGAUGUCGUAAUGGUGGAGAGAUGCGAAGAUUUGGAUGUGUUGCCACUUUACAUCAUCACAAACACAGAAGGACAGAAUAACACCUGUGUCAGCUGUCAAGAUGAAACCUGUUUCCACAAUUAUUCUCUCACCGAGUUUAAAGUGUAGUACAAACAUGUUUCUUAGUGCACUUGUUGGCUCACAUAGGAAUGGUUGCGUGUUAUAAAUGGGUUGUGCAAUCUUAGACGAGGUUUAUCCAUCCCGGAACAUCAGUUUCUUAUAUUUUUCUUAGUUUGUAGUCAGUAAUCUGCCUAUUCACUACGUUAACUAGCAGAGAGACGUUAUAGAACACUUUUAAGAUGAUUAGAAGUGAUUUAAUAGUGCAUUUGGGGGUGCUUUGUGUGAUUGAAGUUGAAGUCAUUUUGUUUGGUUGGUUGGUUUAAUUCCAAAUGUCCAGUUAGAAGUAGAUACAGUCUUUGGAUGAAUGUUGCAGACCGGUAAAUGCGAUCUGUGCACCAUUUGAAUGUUAUAAGAGGCCCAAAUACUCCCUCACUGGGGAGUUUAAUCAGAAAUUCAAUGACCAAAUUACAAGCCAUUC